Messenger RNA from Penicillium soppii, 2004 nucleotides. RefSeq names its product putative protein kinase (Lkh1). The transcript is spliced from 6 exons. The record is from RefSeq and is a predicted model, not a curated record. Bases 1 to 2004 code for a protein of 667 amino acids. Gene Ontology annotation, molecular function: protein kinase activity; ATP binding. Gene Ontology annotation, cellular component: nucleus. NCBI's taxonomy places the organism in Eukaryota, Fungi, Ascomycota, Eurotiomycetes, Eurotiales, Aspergillaceae. Gene Ontology annotation, biological process: protein phosphorylation.
AUGUCCACCCCGUCCACCGCGACUGCAACGCACCCUUCUCACCACCAGACCUACGGAUACCCUCACAACCCCCCUUACCAAGCGAAUACUUCCUAUCCAACUCCGACUACUGCCGCCGGACCCCGUCUCGCGAACUCUUACGCUUAUUCGGUUCCUUCUCCAACAACCGCCACCCUUCCCUACACCCAAACCCCAAGAAAUCCCCCAGCGGCAUCGACUCCCUCAGCCAUGACCCACCAAAGUGGAUCAAGCACGGCUCCCUCGCUGGGUACUCGCAACAAGAAGCCAGACUGGACCGAAUUUUACAAGAAUGGAAUUCCCAAGGAAGUCAUCGUGAUUGAUGACAGCCCUGGACCAGAGGCUUCCAAUGGAGCCCCUGCUACUAAUGGAGCCCCUACUCCUGCCAUUCAUGCGUCCACGAGGCCUCCUCCUGCGGCUCCUCAGCCGGCUGGGAAAAAGCGGCGUACUGGCAUUGAAACCGCCUACGAUCUCGGUCACUAUGACCGACCGUCCUUUUCAAUUAACCCCCAACAAUACGGCGAGCAUUCCUCAACCACAUCCUUGUCGACCGAUCGCACUGCUUCCUUGCACACAACCGCUCCGACCUCGCUAGGAUCUCAAGGCAGUUCUGGCGCAAGCAAUGGUGUAUACUAUGAAGAAGCCGGAGUUGGUCAAAAGCGGAAACGCGUGGCUACUCGGAAAUCCACCCGCGACGAGCAGAAAAGACGAGAGCUAGAGACUACGGGUGCUUUCGAGAGCUACAUUCCACCUUCGAAACCGACGAUCAAAGCGAAGGAUGUUCCUGUGCCCGUCGUUCGCGAUUACACCAGUGCUCAGAACAAGAAGUUUGACGACGACGACGGUCACUAUAUUGUGACUCCUGAUACUCCAUUGACAGAUCGAUACUCUGUUAUCAAACUUCUAGGCCAAGGUACAUUUGGCAAGGUUGUCGAGGCCUACGACAAGCAGCGUAAGGCUCGCUGUGCAGUCAAGAUCAUUCGCUCGAUCCAAAAGUACCGCGAUGCCUCUCGCAUCGAGUUACGAGUCUUGUCAACUCUAGCGUCGAACGACAAGAGCAACCGCAACAAAUGCAUCCAUCUGCGGGACUGCUUCGACUUCCGAAACCACAUUUGUAUUGUGACUGAUUUGCUAGGACAAAGUGUGUUUGAUUUCCUUAAAGGAAAUGGCUUUGUGCCUUUCCCCAGCAGCCAAAUUCAGCAAUUCGCUCGCCAGCUAUUUACAAGUGUUGCCUUUCUCCACGACCUAAACCUCAUCCACACCGACCUCAAACCCGAAAACAUCCUCCUCGUUAGCAACGCCUACCAGACUUUCACCUACAAUCGCACUAUUCCCUCUUCCUCUCAUGCCACAAAUCGCAAUGCUCGGCAGCGCCGCGUUCUUCUUGACAGCGAAAUUCGACUCAUCGAUUUCGGCUCAGCGACCUUCGACGACGAAUACCACUCCUCCGUUGUGUCUACCCGUCACUACCGGGCUCCUGAAAUCAUCUUGAACCUCGGCUGGAGUUUCCCCUGUGACAUCUGGAGUAUCGGAUGUAUCUUGGUGGAGUUCUUCACCGGAGACGCCCUCUUCCAGACACAUGACAACCUGGAGCAUCUGGCCAUGAUGGAGGCCGUUAUUGGCACGCGAAUUGACACCUCAUUGAUUAAGAAGGUGAUGGCAGGCAGCCGAAGCGGAGGUAGCAACUCGGCCUCUAAGUACUUCUGUCGCAGCAAAAUCGACUACCCUAACAAUGAUACAACCCGGGCCUCGCGGAAGUAUGUGCGCGCCAUGAAAUCCUUAACAGAAUUUAUUCCCGCGAACACCCCAUUUAACCGUUCAUUCCUGGAUCUGCUACAAAAGAUCUUCGUCUACGACCCUAAGAACCGCAUCACUGCCAAGAUGGCAUUGCAACACCCAUGGUUCAAGGAGUCGCUCGUCGAUGACGGCACCGAGGCAUACCGGAUCGGCCAGGGACUGCAACGUCAAGGACAAGCACGCACCUAG